GAGAAAAUCAUAGGAAAUCAGUUUCCCUGUCUUUGUUUAUUUCUCUAGCCCAACGACAAGGAGGUAGGGAGAGAGAGAGAGAGAGAGAGAGGGAGGGAGAGAGAGAGAGAGAGCGCGAGAGUGAGAGGCUGUCGAAGAAGAUCUUGUCAGAUCGGACCGGAAAGUGUAAGCAAAUCUCUCUCACACUUCUUGCUAAUUUGAGUGUAAUGGGAAGGGACCUUACAGAUCUACACAUGGAAAAGAAGCCAAAUGGUGUGGUGGUGGCUUCAAAUGGAGUUUCUCAUGAUAAAGUUCAUUUUGCUCCAGAAACUUCAGAAGAUAGUGUUGAAGCAAAGGACUAUGAGGUGAAGGAAUGUACCGAAGAAAACUCAGUUGCUGACCAAUACCAUGAGAACCAAGAAGUAUUAGGUGUUAAAAGCACAAAUCUUGAUCCCGGUGUGCCUGAGGGGAAAUCUGAGAGACCUGGGGCUUCUAAACCCAGUGACAAUAUGAAGUUGAGCCCGCAUGCAUCAAGAUCUGCUGCUCUAGGGAACGGGCGUAUCUACACUAUUCCACAGCCAUUUUCACUGGCAACUGAAAGGCGUGGUGUAUGCACACAUACAGUUGGGUCUGAAAGUCCUGUUAAUGGUGUGACCUAUUCACCGAAAGCCAACAAUGCGCAUUUCCCUCAAACUACAAAGAAUUCACAGGUUGUGGCUGGCAAACUCAAAGAUGGACACGUUAGAAUUUGCUUAUGUCUUUUCCAUCAUGCGCCAAACUCACCUCUGUCCCUAAGGAAGCCCUUGCAAUCUUAUAUCAGCAAGCAUCAUGAUGAAGAAGAUAGUUGUUCUGUCGCUUCUUCUACUGCUGCAUCUGUGCGAACAAUUAAAUCUAGGGUAACUAUUGGAACAGCUCCAUCAUUUAGAAGUGCUGAUCGUGCAGAGAAACGAAGGGAGUUUUACUCAAAGUUAGAGGUGAAACACCAAGCUAUGGAGGCAGAGAGAGAUGCGUAUGUGGCAAGGACUAAGGAAGAGCAAGAAGCAGCCAUCAAGCAACUUAGAAAGGGCCUGGUGAUCAAGGCAAAACCGGUACCUAGUUUCUACUAUGAAGGCCCUCCACGGAAGGUUGAACUCAAGAAGUUACCAUUGACACGGCCUAAAUCACCGAAACUAACACGGAGAAGGAGCUAUGGUGAUGCAACAAACUCUACAGAUGAAAAGGGAGGAGUUUGCAGCCGAGCACACCGCCACAGCCUUGGUAGUCAAAAUGAGCAGCCUGCUACACAGAGCACUCCCAAAGGUAAAUCCCGCCAUAGCCUUGGUUGUCACGAGGAACUUGCUACCCUGAACAGUUCCCUAAGUGAUGGUCAGAUCAGUGGAACUAAGACAAAUGGAAUUUCUUGCAAAGUCAAACACCAUCCUGGGCAGGAAAAGGAGACAACAAAAACAGUUCUUCCUAAAAUCAACGAGCAGACGAAUGCAGACAUUGUCGUUUGUUAGUGUACUUUGAGUCCUUCCUUUUUGUCUAAUUUCUAAGCGGGGGGAGAAAUUCUUCAUUUUUCUAUGUUAGCUUAUGGUUGUACUGAAGAGAAACUGCCUGUUUUCUUUCCAUGAGGAAUGACUUGUGUUUAAGUGGAUUGCAUUCAUGUGAAAUUGUAUAUGCUUUGUUAGCUUUAUUGGUACAUGUCAUGUUAUAUAUUGAAGAGUCAUCCAAUAUUCUCUGGAUUGUGACGAA
Molecule: messenger RNA, 1713 nt
Organism: Carya illinoinensis
Lineage: Eukaryota; Viridiplantae; Streptophyta; Magnoliopsida; Fagales; Juglandaceae
Product: protein WVD2-like 2
Exons: 8
Coding region: 207-1478 (423 amino acids)
Biological process (GO): microtubule cytoskeleton organization
Molecular function (GO): microtubule binding
Source: RefSeq, a predicted model, not a curated record